This is a messenger RNA of Mytilus californianus (California mussel), 1459 nucleotides long. RefSeq names its product shiftless antiviral inhibitor of ribosomal frameshifting protein homolog. The record is from RefSeq and is a predicted model, not a curated record. NCBI's taxonomy places the organism in Eukaryota, Metazoa, Mollusca, Bivalvia, Mytilida, Mytilidae. Gene Ontology annotation, biological process: viral translational frameshifting; innate immune response. Gene Ontology annotation, molecular function: sequence-specific mRNA binding; ribosome binding. The transcript is spliced from 7 exons. Bases 221 to 1204 code for a protein of 327 amino acids.
UUAAGGCAAACUCCAUCUAUGAUCAUCUAUUGGUUAUAAAAUUGCUGUUUCUUAAACUCAAAUGUUGGUUACUGCACUUUAAUCGGAUUACGUAUAGAAGCGUCAUAAAAUCAAUGCAAACAAUGAAUAAGGUAAAAAAUUCCAUACACUGUAUGGAGGAAAUAUAACAAUUUUACUUUCGGUUUUGUAUUUCCAGAAAAACUAUAUACGUGAUCACAAGAUGGCAGAUAAUGGGGAAGUAAAUCAAAAUGAAAGAGAGCGAAUGGUCAGAGAGCUUAAAUUUUUGUAUAAGGGACGAUUCAAUGAUGAAGAAGCGAGAAGAAUUUUCGAUCAUGUGAAAUGGGAUAGGGAAAGAGGUUUGAAGUUCGUUAGUGAAAGUGAAUCGUCUGAAGUGAGGAGAAUAAUAGGACAAUCAGAGGAUACAAUAAAUGCUAUUAAAACAGAUCCGACUAUCAUCGAUCUUCUAAAGAAUGGUAUCAAGAAAGAAACCCGACAGUUUGCUUGUGAAGCAUGUGAUCAUGCCUGGUGGAGAAAGGUGCCCAUGUCAAAAGAGGUAUCAAAAUGCAGAAAGUGUAACAAAAAAUAUGAUCCAGUUCCACGGGAAUUCGAAUGGGGAUGGGCAUCUUAUGACUGUAAAUGUGGCCAUGAGUUUAGUGGUGCAGGGCAAAAGAACACUAGUGCACCUUGCUAUAAAUGUGAAAGAUCAGUUGAUCCAACGGGAAUAAAGCCGUUUUGGAGACGUCGUGGAAGGAAAUCUGACAACCAGCAUUGCUGUGACGCACCAGAUUGCACUGGACAUGAUCCAGUACGUAUUCAUGAUGUUGACCCAGAUAGAAUAUACGAUGAUGGUACUGAUAACAGCAGACCUGUAAAGUUCUCCCGGCCAGUGGAACUUGACGAUGUGACGGGACAAGUAGAAAAUCUUCACGUUAGAAAUGAGUCUGUUCGAAAUGUUAAUUUACAGCGUAACCCCAUCACGCCAAGAAGACAAAGUGGAAUCAGUACAUGUGUGAGUCCUGAAUCUAGAGUAAACAAAAAGAAAGUGGUUUAUCCAAGUGAACCCCACAUAAGUACGGGAUCAACCAUAGCUACAUUCCUUUCUCAGAGUGAGAUAGCAUCAUCAUAUUUUCCUAGCCUGGCUUCAAUUCCAGAACAUCAAGGCCGAGGUGGUCGUGGUCGUGGUCGUGGAGGGCGAAGAUAUUAAUUUUGCUUAAUCAUAUUUAAUAUUUAUUGGUUUCAAAUACAGUCAACUAAUAGUUUUAAUUGAAAAUACUAGUACAAAGCAUUAUGUUAUUGAUUUUUUAAUUCAGCAUUUCUUCAUUUCUCAUUAUCUCUGUUAAGUGUCUUAAUUUCAUUUCCGCAGCAUGUAAUGAUAUAAUUUUGAUAAAAUAUUCAAUACAUCACAAAUGGCUCGUUUAUGUUUUCAUUUUGUGAUGUUUUGAUUUUUACUGCCAGUUCA